UUGUUUUCAACUCGAUUUCAUCUUUUACCCAGUACUGCUCCCAACGUUUGUGGAACAUUCUCUGGAACUACUCAGUGCUGCGUUGGAUGGACAAAGAAUCUUGAUGGUCUCUGUAAAAUAGCUAUUUGUGAUGGGAACUGUGGCGAAAAGGGCUCCUGCAUUGCUCCAAAUAAAUGCAGAUGUGAAGACGGGCGUGUAAGGGAAGAGUGUACAAAUGAAGAGGACUACGGUUACCUAGCGGAUGAACCGGCUCGCUGUCCGUCCAAUUGCAACAAUCGCGGAAGCUGUAUCAAUGGAAAAUGCGUUUGUGAACCCGGUCUAGGAGGAAGCGCUUGCGAUCAAGAAGAGCUGGGCCCGUGUUUCCUUCAAACAGAACGCGGUAUUUGCAAAAAUAAGAUAAAGAAUUCCGCCAAUGAGACCACAAUGAUGACUCGAGCCGCCUGCUGUGCCAGUGUCGGCAAUGCUUGGGGUGAAUUGUGUCAAGUUUGCAGCAGUCUGCAAUCCUACUGCGGCAUUGGAUAUAUUCUCGCAGAUCACAAGUGCGUAGAUGUAAAUGAAUGCGAAAUUUCAAAUGUGUGCGCCGGAGGAAUUUGCCGAAAUACUGAGGGAUCAUUUGAAUGUGAUUGCCCCCGAGGAUACGUUUUUGAUAAAGUCAGUGUCCAGUGUCGACCGGCCCAAAACGCUUGUCAAAAAAAGCCAGAACCAUGCAAUCCAGGUGGACGCUGUAUACCCAUUCAAGAAUCCGCGUACUACUGUCUUUGUGAUCCUGGAUAUUUUGCUGUGGAAGGAAGAACCCGUUGUCAAAAGGAAGAAGUGACACUCAAUUACUGUGAGAUCUUUGAAGGAAAGCUGUGCAAGAAUGGAGAAUGUCAUCCAACCGCGUCUUCAUAUGAAUGCACUUGCAGUUCUGGCUACGUGCCUAGUCGUUUCAAGAAGCAGUGCAUAAAAGAAUUUAAUGCGUGCACGAUGUAUGGAAACAAUGUUUGUGCCAAUGGACAAUGUAUUCCGUCUGGUCGGAGUUUUCGAUGUUUAUGCAAUCCUGGCUACAUCCUUUCAAAAGAUGGUACUCUAUGCCUAGAUAAAUGUCAACAAAUCGGACCAUCAUUGUGUCCCAAUGGUUACUGCCUUGGUCGUCCCUAUGGAGAUUAUGAAUGCCUAUGUAACUACGGCUAUCAACCAUCGGUAGAUCGAAAGAGCUGCAUAAUUUCGAAUCCCUACCAAACUUCAAAGCGUGAUGUAUGGAGUGGAAACGGUUAUCGUGGUUCCUAUCAAGCUGAUUGGCCGCAAGAUUUCAAACCAAAUAAUUUAUAUGCGCCAUCGUCUUCAGCACUGACUUAUCCGAAUCCAUGUGACGAUAGGACCGUAAAACGCAAAUGCACUGGUGGUUUCUGCAUUAAUUUGGGCAAGGGACAGUAUGAAUGCAGAUGCUACAGCGGUUACCGUGCGGUGAAUAGGAAUACGCAAUGCAUUGCCGAUUACAAAACCCAGAAGGGUAAGUUUGCUAGCAACCCCCCCCCCUCCUCUUCCACUCUCCCCUGAUAA
Molecule: messenger RNA, 1542 nt
Organism: Rodentolepis nana
Lineage: Eukaryota; Metazoa; Platyhelminthes; Cestoda; Cyclophyllidea; Hymenolepididae
Source: the annotation of a GenBank genome assembly